UAUCUCGGCUCAAAACUUGCUUGAGUUUCUUCUUCAAUUUCUGCAUAAUACACUCUCGUUCUUAACGGAUCAUGUCUGGAAAUGGCGCGGCGUCGACCAUCGCAAACCCCAACCGUUCCACUCAGGUGGUUAAACCUCCUAGUGAUUCGGUUUCCAGCCUAAGCUUCAGCCCCAAAGCAAACGUUUUCGUGGCUACUUCUUGGGAUAAUCAGGUUGGAUGUUGGGAGGUGCAGAAGUCUGGUAACGAACUCAGCACUGUUCAUAUGGGAUCAAUGUCACACGACAAGCCGGUGUUGUGCUCUGCUUGGAAAGAUGAUGGGACAACUGUGUUUUCUGGAGGGUGUGACAAGCAAGUUAAGAUGUGGCCGUUAGCAUCGGGUGGGCAGCCUGUUACAGUGGCCGUGCAUGAUGCUCCGGUUAAAGAAGUUUCUUGGAUCCCGGAGAUGAGUCUCUUAGUCACCGGAAGCUGGGACAGGACUCUGAGGUAUUGGGAUCUGAGACAGCAAUCUCCAACUUGGGUACAACAACUUCCAGAUCGCUGCUAUGCACUGGCAGUUCAACAUCCUCUUAUGGUUGUUGGGACUGCUGACAGAAAUAUAAUCGUCUUUGAUUUGCAGAAACCUCAGACUGAGUAUAAGAGAUUUUUCUCACCUCUCAAUCACCAGACUAGGUGUUUGGCUGCUUUUCCUGAUAAGCAAGGUUUCUUGGUUGGUUCAAUCGGAGGAAGAGUUGGUGUGCAUCAUUUUGAUAAGCCGCAGACAGAUAAAACUUUUACUUUCAAGUGUCACAGGCAAGGCAGUGUGGUUUACUCUGUCAACUCGCUAAACUUUCACCCUACACAUCACACAUUUGCUACCACUGGAUCUGAUGGAAGCUUCAGUUUUUGGGACAAGGAUAAUAAGACGAGGCUCAAGGAAAUGGCACGAUGCAAUCAGCCAGUAACUUGCAGCAGUUUUAACCACGAUGGUUCUAUCUUUGGAUAUUCGGUUUGUUAUGACUGGAGCAAGGGGGCCGAAAAAUAUGAUCCGGCAACAGCAAAGACCAACAUAUACCUCCACCAGCCUCUGGAAGUGGAUGUUAAACCCAGACUCCCUUUAGCAAGAGGAAGAAGGUGAUGUUUCAGACAAGAAGAAUUUCACUUUGUACACAAAACUUUUGUUCUAAAGAGUAGUACUCCAUACAUAGGCUAGCAGCAGCAGAGUUAGUUCAAGAAUGGUUUAUCAAAAUGUGAAUAUGGUUAAUUACAA
This is a messenger RNA of Salvia hispanica, 1247 nucleotides long. RefSeq names its product protein RAE1-like. Gene Ontology annotation, molecular function: protein binding. NCBI's taxonomy places the organism in Eukaryota, Viridiplantae, Streptophyta, Magnoliopsida, Lamiales, Lamiaceae. The record is from RefSeq and is a predicted model, not a curated record.